This is a messenger RNA of Micropterus salmoides (largemouth bass), 2160 nucleotides long. RefSeq names its product CCR4-NOT transcription complex, subunit 11 (gene cnot11). Gene Ontology annotation, cellular component: CCR4-NOT complex. The transcript is spliced from 7 exons. The record is from RefSeq and is a predicted model, not a curated record. NCBI's taxonomy places the organism in Eukaryota, Metazoa, Chordata, Actinopteri, Centrarchiformes, Centrarchidae. Gene Ontology annotation, biological process: negative regulation of translation; mRNA catabolic process. Bases 546 to 1883 code for a protein of 445 amino acids.
UUUCCACUAUUUCCAGGUCAGUUUUAUCUUUAAGUGGUGUUUUUAUGUGUAGCAGGUUUAGCUGCCGCAGAUUUUAAGUAAGUAAGAGGUUUGUUCGUCUUUCUGGAGACAAGAAUCCGGUUUGUGAGGAAGUUAAACCUCAGCGUGUACAACUACAGGUCCCACAAUGCACCGCGGCCCGACGGUUCAAAUCAGAAUUUAAACGGCUAAUGCAGCAGGCGUGUGUUAGCAGUCCGACGACACUUCGCAAUAUCGGGACAUUUGGCUCGGUUUGAGAGUUUCUGGCUCUGUAAGACUCUUAUGCUGGUACCGACCCGGUCAGACUGGACUCUGCCGGCCGGACUCUCCCGUUUGGACCAUGACUCCGCCGGUUCUUGUCAGUUAGCGCUGCUGUGCUAAGCUAACUCGUUGCUAGCUGGUGACUUUCAGACUUGUAUUUGUCCUCUGCUUCAAACAUGAAUUAACUUCUCUCGGUUUAUCACGGGGAUGCUUUGUUCGCUGUAUUGACCGACAGUCUUAAACUAGUCCCGGAUCUCCACGGAACCAUGACCCUGGCCCCGAAGGAGCUGUCCAACCUGCUGAGCAUCAUCUCGGAGGAGGCUUGCACCAACACCUUCGAGAGCCUCUCCACACACUUCCACCACUACUUCGGGAAGGCGGAGCACUUCAGGGUGGGUUCGGUUCUGGUCAUGCUGCUCCAGCAGCCGGACCUGCUGCCCAGCUCCCCGCAGCGGCUCACGGCUCUCUACCUGCUCUGGGAGAUGUACCGCACCGAGCCGCUGGCCGCGAACCCGUUCGCCGCCGUGUUCGCCCACCUGCUGAACCCCGCACCUGCGGGGGAGGAGCCGGAGAAGCUGCUGUCAGGCUUCCUGCCUCCCAUCACCCAGCCCGAGAAGUUCUUCCUGUCCCAGCUGAUGUUGGCGCCGCCCAGGGAUCUGUUCAAGAAGACGCCCCGACAGGUGUCCUGCAUGGACGCCGGCAACAUGCCCCAGUCCAUCGACAUCAGUGGGCUGCAGCUCGCCUUAGCAGAGCGUCAGUCAGAGCUGCCCACGCAGAGUAAAGCCAGCUUCCCCAGCAUCCUCAACGACCCCGAUCCGGACUCGUCCAACUCGGGAUUCGACAGCUCAGUGGCGAAUCAGAUCAUAGAGUCUCUGGUCACGGGGCCCCGCCCUCCGCUGGAGAGUCACUUCCGCCCCGAGUUCAUCCGGCCGCCGCCUCCUCUGCACUUGUGCGAGGACGAGCUGGCGUGGCUGAACCCCACCGAGCCGGAUCACAGCAUCCAGUGGGAUCGCUCCAUGUGUGUGAAGAACAGCACCGGCGUGGAGAUCAAACGCAUCAUGUCCAAGGCCUUCAAGAGCCCGCUGUCGGCCCAGCAGCAGUCCCAGCUGCUGGCUGAGCUGGAGAAGGACCCGAAGCUGGUCUAUCACAUCGGCCUGUCCCCGGCGAAGCUCCCCGACCUGGUGGAGAACAACCCGCUGGUGGCCAUCGAGAUGCUGCUGAAGCUGAUGCAGAGCAGCCAGAUCACAGAGUAUUUCUCAGUGCUGGUCAACAUGGACAUGUCGCUGCACUCCAUGGAGGUGGUGAACAGGUUGACCACAGCCGUCGACUUGCCUCCAGAGUUUAUCCACCUCUACAUCUCCAACUGCAUCUCCACCUGUGAGCAAAUCAAAGACAAAUACAUGCAGAACCGCCUGGUCCGCCUGGUCUGCGUCUUCCUCCAGUCGCUGAUCCGAAACAAGAUCAUCAACGUGCAGGACCUCUUCAUCGAGGUUCAGGCCUUCUGCAUCGAGUUCAGCCGCAUCCGCGAAGCUGCCGGCCUGUUCCGCCUCCUGAAGACCCUGGACACCGGAGAAAACCCCACCGAGGCCAAACCUGCCAAAUGAUGGUCCUCGCAGAGACGCUGCAGACGGACGCCUUUAAACCAUCAGAGGGACACGGUUUGGUUCACCAGGAACCGGUGCUGCCGGCUCAAAUCAGUUAAUAUUGUAAAUAAUGUAGUGACGUUUCCUCCAGACUCUAAAUCCUCUUUGAGCUUUGUCACCGUUUCCCUCUUUCCCACAAAGUAAAAAAGGAUUAACGCAGUUCAGCAUUUCGUUUUGUACCUUUUUGUUUUCUUUCCACGCAAACUUUCUCUAAUUAAACUGACCGUUUCAUUGAGUC